CUCAUGGCCACGCUGCAGCAGUUGCCACUCCAUCACAUGGACGAAGAACAGAUUGAUCUACCAACGCCACCGCUGCCCAUUAAUCCGCCGACAAAGCUGCUUGCCAAUGGGAUUAUCUAUGGCUUUCGCACACGUCAUUUGUCCUGCAUCGAGGAGAACGACUCUGACUCGCUGGCCGGCAGCUCCAUUCCUCAUGCCUACGACAUGAUGCAGCAGGCGGACGAGACCUUCCAGAAGCUGAACGCCACUGCAGGGCAAAGCUGUGAGGAGGAGGACGAGGGGGAGGGUCAGUCUGGUAGCGAGGAUGAGGAAGCCAAUCUGGAUGAUACGAUUGCCAUGAUCGAUGAGUCGCGUCUGUGCGAUGCCGAUUAUCUGGAUGAGCUGGUGGCCGAUGAGCAACAGCAGCAGCAGCUGGAGGAGUCCUCGGAUCUAGUCGACUCUGGCAAUGUGGAGGAGGAUUACUGGCAGCACAGCUUCAAUCGCAAUGACAUUAUGAUGACGUCCGUCUACGGCACACUGAAUGGUUCCAUAGCUAGUGAAAUUUCCUCGACAGCCCCACCGCCGGCGUACACAGAGAUGAGCACCCCCAAAAAGGAAAGAGAACAACCCGAACCCGUGUAUGCCACGCCCGAGAAGCGUCGCGCCAGCAACCGCAGCUUUGACUCCACCUGCGCCUCCCUCACCAGCUCCAUUUACGGCGGCUCCAUGAACUCCUCCCUCGAUCUCAAGUACUCCUCUCUGGUAGUCUCAGCGAGCGGCGGCGGCGACUCUGGCGGCAUCAGUGCCACAAGCACACUGCGCGGCACCUCCGUCCCACCCAUGGACAUAUCCAUGAUGUCCAGCGAUGGCGUGAGUGCCCUUGACUGGAGUUCCGUAAGUGCAAGCUGCGGCGUCCUGGACACGGACUAUGCUGCUCAUCCCGAGGAGGAGCUGGACGAGGAGGCAUCCGCCAAAUGCCUGAGUGCAGCAGAGACUGAUCUCCAGUCCAUACGACGUCUGCUGGAACACGAUGCCAGCGGCUCUGUGUGCCCCUCCUGCCGCAUCUCCUUCGACAAGGGCAAGAGACGGAAACUGAUCGACACCUGCGGACACGAGCGCUGCUAUUCCUGCAUGUUCCGCAACGAUCAGUGCCCCAUGUGCAUGAACAGCUCCCUGAAAGAUGUUGAUGGCGCCAAUGCUCAGGGCUACGAUACGGGUAUCGGUGGCUCCACAUCCACCAUCGUGAGUCCGCUGGGAUCGCCGCAGCCGCAGCUGAGAUCGCAUGCGCAGAGGAACGCGGCCCUGGCCCGCUAUAUGCAGCAGCAUCGCCAGGAGUCGCAGUCGCCGGACUUCCAUCGCUAUGCGAGCAAUGGCAAACUGCCGCGGGCCAACGCUUCGGCUGUGGCUGUGGCUGCAGCAUCGACAAAUGGCAAUGGAUUCGUGGCUGGAGCCACACAAACCGUCACCGUGGAUGUGCACAACCACAAUGGGCCAGCUGGCAUUGGAAAUGGGACUGGGGCUGGCGGCAAGCAAAGCAACAUCAUCCACAGCCACAGCCACAACCACAGCCGCAGCAACAGUCUCAGCCACAACAUCCAUGCGGCGGCGUACAGCGAACUGAGUGCGGCACCACCGGCUUUUGCCACACCGCCGACGCGUAGGCGGUUCUUCAACCACAAGAAUCUGCGCAGCGCCCUCACAGGAGGAGGUGGUGGCGGAGUCAGCGGUGGAGGUGGAGGUGGAGGCGGAGGCGGGGGCCAUCGACGCACAGCCUCGAACGGAGGCUGUCCCAUUGACACGGCCUCGAUCCUGACUGGCGAUCAUCAUCAACGUCAUCAUCAUCAUCAUCGCGAUGAGCAAGCGAGAGGCAAGGAAUCGAAUGCCCUGAACACCUCCACCUGCUCGGACUCGGCGGUGACCCGCAGACGCCGCAAGAGCGUCAGCAGCAACAACCUAAAGACCUCGACCUCGGCCAACAGUGAGAAUCGCCUGAAUCGACUCAGCCUGGCUGGCACCUCAGUCUACGCGGGCCACCUGUCCUCGCUGGUAUUUGGCAAGAUCAAGUCCCUGUGGAGCGUCAACUCGUCCAACUCGAGCGAGGCGGGACUCAAUCAACUAGCAGGUGGCGGCGAUGCCUUGGACCAUCACUCUUCGUUUCUCAACGAGAAGCUGCAAAAGGAUCAGCUGCAUGCACGGCUGGGCCUGCUGCUGAACGACAAUUGCAAUGGCAACUCGAGCAGCAGCGAUCCCUCGCCCCACUCGACGAGCACCACCAGCAGCAGCGGAGUGGGUGCCGCCAGCAGCACCACCACGAGCAGCUCCUCCCAGAACGUCAGCCCCGAACAGACGCUGGCCAGUGGCGGUUGCGCGGGGCUGCUCAGCGGCAGUCAGCUGUCGGUGGCCACCAGCCACCUGGCCAAGGAUGACACUCUGAGCCUGUCCAGCAAAUUCAAGGUCGGUUGCUCCAUGCUGCAUGUAUACGAGGCGUUGCCGCUGCCCGGCAAGAGCCGCAAGGGCGCCACCCGACGCUCGACGCGAACCAGCCAACAGGCGUCCGCUGCGGCAAGCAAUCGAGUGGCGGGAUCCACGCUGGCUGCUGUGAAGCUGGCCCUGAAGCCGUUGUUCUUUGAGGUGCCGCUGCAGGAGCCAGAUCCGCCGUACGUCGGCCGCCAGUGGCUGGUGCAGCAGCUCUCGAACAUACUCCUCGGCACCGAGACCCGCGUGGUGUUGAUCAACGGACAGCCGGGCACGGGCAAGACCGCCUUCUGCCUGCAGCUGGUGGAGUACUCGUGCUUCGGCCGUCGCCAGAUGCAGGAGGACCCUGAUGGCAUCUACAGCCAGCUCCAGCUGGGCUCUCACAACGAGCGCAUGCGCGGCCUGGCCUCCCACAUGGUGGGCUACCACUUUUGCCAGGCGGACGCGAAUCUCACGUGCCAGGUGCCGGACUUUGUCCACUCUCUGGCAGCGCAGCUCUGCCAAGCGCCACAGCUGACGGCGUACCGCGACUACCUGCUCUCGGAGGCCCAUCUCCAGGAGAUCCUGAGUGUGCGCGAGUGCAUCGCAGAUGCGGAGCGCGUCAUGAAGCUGGCCAUCCUCGAGCCCCUCGCGCAGCUGCAUCGAGCGGGCAAGAUUCCCGCCAAGGUGGCCGUCAUCCUGGUGGAUGCGCUCUGCGAGGCGGAGUACCAUCGACCCGACCACGGGCACACCAUUGCCAGCUUUUUGGCACAACUGACGCCCCACUUCCCAGCCUGGCUGAAGCUGGUGGCCACCGUGCGCACCCAGAUGCUGGAGCUGGUGAAGGCGCCCAGCUACACGCAGCUCACGCUCGACAGUUGGGCGAGCAGCCAGUCGCUGCAGCAGGACAUGCUGGACUACAUAGGGGCCAGGCUGUCGCACAGCACGGACAUACAGCACAACAUCGGAGGAGCGAGUUCCGGACAGGGGCAGCCGGCACAGGCACAGACCAAGUUCGUGUCCCACCUGCAGUCGCUGAGUCGCGGCUCGAUGCUGUAUGCGAAGCUCAUCCUGGAUCUCAUUGCACGUGGCCAGCUGGUGAUCAAGUCCUCCAGCUACAAGGUGCUGCCCGUCUCGCUGGCCCAGAUUUUUCUGCUGCACUUCAACCUGCGCUUCCCCACCGCGCGCAGCUUCGACCAGGCGGCGCCCAUACUGAACGUCUGCCUGGCGGCCCUCUACCCGCUGACACUGGACGAGAUCUACUAUAGCAUGGAGGCGCUGAGCCACGGCCAGGAGCCACUCAGCUGGCCGGACUUUAUGCAGCGCUUCAAGCUGCUCGAUGGCUUCCUGAUCAAGCGACUGGACAACACCUACAUGUUCUUCCACAGCUCGCUGCGGGAGUGGCUGAUGCGCCGGGACGAGGGCGAGUCCAGCAAGUUCCUGUGCGAUGCCCGGCUGGGCCAUGCCGCCAUUGCCUUCCGCCUGUCGAGACUCCAGGCUCCCCUGUCGCCGCAACUGACGCUGGAGCUGGGCCACCACAUGCUCAAGGCGCAUCUGUACGGCGGCAGCAGCCAGACCAUUCUCUCGCCCCGCGAUCUGCAAUCGUACUGGCUGGCCGGAGCGGCGGACAAUAUUUCAGCAGCGCUCGGAGCUCUGCGCAAUGUGUACAGUCCCAACCUGAAGGUGUCCCGCCUGGUGCUGCUGGCGGGCGCCUCGCCCAACCAUCGCACGGACUACAUGGGAGGUGCUCCGAUCCUGUGCAUUGCAGCGCACGAGGGCAUCCUGCCCAUGGUGAGUCUGCUGCUGGAGUUUUGCGCCGACGUGGGGCUGACCAAUAGCCAAGGAUGCACACCGCUCAUUCUCGCAGCCAUGCGCGGACACUGCGAUGUGGUGCGGCCGCUGGUGGCCGCUGGCAGCAGUCUCGGCCAGCUGGACAUCACCCAGAGGUGCGCACUGGUACAUGCCGCUCGCAUGGGCCACCUAAGUGUGGUCAAGUAUCUGCUGGCCUGCGAGUGGACGCCGCGUCCCAACAGCCAGGAUGUGAGCCGUUCUGUGGCUCUGCAGCAGGCUCUGAUCGGAGCCGCUGCCCAAUCGCAUUGCAAGAUCCUCGAGGAUCUGCUAGACCUAAACGAGAACGAGUUCGAUCUGGAUGUCAAUGGCCUGGAGCCGAGCAGUGGCGAAUUGGCGCUCACGGCUGCCGCUCGACACGGAUGCGUGGACGUUGUCUGCAUUCUGUUGUCGCGUGGCGCUCAAAUCGAUGCCCGCAACCGGCAGGGAUACUCUGCCCUUUGGCUGGCCGUAAAGGAAGGCCACUGGAGCGUGGUGGAACAGCUGCUUCAGAGGGGAGCGCUGGUGGACGAGCCGCUGGGCCAGACCCGUAAGACGCCGCUGAUGAUUGCUGCGGAAGAGGGCCACCUUGAGCUGGUGGAACUUCUGCUGGCACGCGGAGCAGCGCUGGAAGCGCAGGAUCACGAGGGAUUCACUGCCCUGAGUUGGGCCUGUCUACGGGGACACUUGGCGGCGACCAAGUGCCUCCUGGAGCACGGCUGCAACCGCCACCACGAGGACCACAACGGACGCACGUCGCUGGAUCUAGCUGCCUACCAGGGAGCAGCCGGACUCGUGCUGUAUCUGCUGGACCAAGGCGGCAAUCUGGAGCACAUUGAUGUGCAUGGAAUGCGACCCUUGGACCGUGCCAUCGCCUGCCGCAACAUCCAGGCUGUGCAGGUGUUCCUGCGCAAGGGCGCCAAGCUGGGGCCCACGACCUGGAGCAUGGCCAUGGGCAAGCCGGAGAUCCUGGUGGUGCUCCUGAACAAGCUGCUCGAGGACGGCAAUGUGCUGUACCGAAAGAACCGCUUCCAGGAGGCAGCUCAUCGUUAUCAAUAUGCGCUGCGCAAGAUCUCCGGUCUGGAGCAGCUCCUAGAGCGGAAUGCGGUCUUUGCCCAACUGCGCACCAAUCUGCUGCUGAAUCUGUCGCGCUGUAAGCGCAAAUUGAAUGAACUUGACGAUUCCAUAGAUUUGGCAACGCAGGCGAUUGCCCAGAAGCCGCACAGCUACGAGGGCUACUACGCACGGGCCAAGGCGCGAAUGGAGCAGGGUGCAUUGAAUGAGGCUCUGGUGGACGCAAAUGAAGCCAUGCAGCAGGCCGCCCAGAGCGGCGUACUCAGCGAGGUUGUCGAGGUGCUGAAGCGCAUUCAGACCGAGCUGCUUACCCGCAUCUCCAUCAGCAGCGAGGAUCACUUCUCCUCCGGAAAACUGCCACCACACGUUGGCAGCGUCAGCGGCGUCGGCGGGGCCUGCGCCAUCUACGAAUCUCAUCACGAGAUCACCGAUUUGUAAAUGUCGAUUGUUGUGUAUUGUUUUACUCCUGCUAUCCCAUUCGAAUUAAUCACAGUUCUAAAUUUAAAACUACCUUUAGGUCUAACUCUAACUGUUUGCUAUUUAUUGCCUUUGAAAGUUGUAAUUUAAAAUUAUUACUCGUAUGUCCUUUAAAUUCUUUUUAAUUGUGUAAU
Drosophila guanche is the source of this 5945-nucleotide messenger RNA. RefSeq names its product protein TANC2 (gene rols). NCBI's taxonomy places the organism in Eukaryota, Metazoa, Arthropoda, Insecta, Diptera, Drosophilidae. The transcript is spliced from 7 exons. Gene Ontology annotation, molecular function: protein binding. The coding region runs from base 4 to 5772 and encodes 1922 amino acids. The record is from RefSeq and is a predicted model, not a curated record.